AAUUUAAUGAACCUCUCACUAGACCACCCUCAUUUUUGAGUGGGCAGCAUGCACAAAUACAACACCUAGUUUUUUGACGCAAGAAAAAUACAAGUAUACAACAAUACAACACCUAGUUAAAUUCAAGGGCACUUUGGUAAAAAUCUAAAUCCUUUCUUCCUCACUCACUUCACUUCUCUCUCUUCACUGCAGUCUGCAACCACCAUGCCGGAACCAAACGCCGUCAGCCACCUCUCCUCCGUCAUAAGUCCUCGUCCACCACCACCCAGCCUCAAAACCACGCCGUCUCCAUUCUUUUCCGACCACUUUCGUCACCACCGCGACCAGCAUCUCUCACUUUCGAGCUGGGAAGAGAUUGUAACUCCGUCACCGGCACGGUGGUGAUGAGAUACGAUGAGUUUGAAGUGAAGAUAGAUCCAGUGUGUUUUUGUGAUAAAAAUCGAUGAUGGAGGAGGAAGAAGAUGAACAGUGUCAGUGAACGGAGACUGCGUGGUUCUGGCGUGGUGGUGGAAGAGAAGAGAACGUGUACUGCGUGUGAAGAAAUGGAAGAAAGAAAGCAAAUGUAGUUGGGAAUGAAGCAUGAGUUCUAUAACUACUAUUUGUCAUCGGUACAUAUGGCCCCGACUAAAGCAGCAUCUGGUUCACUUGAAGUUGUACGGGAAAAGAGUUGAGGAACUAAAAGUUGGAAUUCGGAAUCUAAAAAAAGCAAGAGAUGAAGUUAACCAAAAAGUUGAAGAGGAAGAUAAUCGAUAUGGGAAAAAAAUUUCAACAGAAGUUGAAGAUUGGAUUGAAAAAGUAAAUGCAAUUAUAACUGAAUGUGAGAAGUUCAACGAGGAAGAAGAAGAUCAUCAACUUGCUGUAUUCGACUUUUUUGAAAGCGGUUAUUGUCCUAAAUAUGGGAUAAGGUAUCGUCGAAGCAGAAGAGCAUUUGAUAUUACGAAGAGGGUUAACGGACUACUGCAAACGGCAAAGCAUGAAACCUUUUCUCAUUGGCUUGGUCCACCCUCCAUGGGUGCCUUUUUUCAAACGGUUGAUUUUGAAAGCUUCUCAUCUAGAGAUGCAACUGUGAAAAAGAUAAAAGAAGCGUUGAAAAUUCCAAAUGCAAGAACGGUUGGGAUUCAUGGCCUUAGUGGUGUAGGUAAGACUACUUUGGUUAAAGAAAUUGCUAGGGAAGCGUUAGAUGUCUCAGAAGCGGAUAAGAUGUUUGAUGUAGUGGUCAUGGCAAACGUGACGAGAAAUCCCGAUAUAAGAAAAGUUCAAGGGCAAAUUGCUGACAUGUUGGGAAUGAAAUUGGAUGAGGAAAGUGAGAUUGCAAGAGCUGCUCGAAUACGAAAAAGAUUGAUGAACGAGAAGGGGAGCACGCUUAUCAUCUUGGAUGAUAUUUGGGCUAAACUGGACCUCAAUAUGUUAGGGAUUCCACUUGAGAGUGAUUAUGACUACGGGGAUCACCAGUAUAGUAACAGUUUGACAAAAACAGUGAAGGGAACUCUUAACAAGAAUGCCAAUGAGGGAAGUACCACUGCAGAGCACUGUAUGACAAACACAAGAGAAGAAGACGAAGAAGAAACCACCGAGGAUGCUAACACAGUUGUGGAUCACAGUGAGACAGAAUCGAAAGAAAACUCCAGUGCUAUCUCUAUGGAGAAAUCCACUAAACUUGCCGCCAGCACGUCUAGUAGUGUGAAAAAAAAGAAAACUCUAAGCAAUUACAAAGGGUGCAAGGUUUUGCUGAUUUCUGAAAGUAAACGAGUAUUAUCAAGUCAAAUGGAAGGAAAGGUAGAGUCUAUUUACUUUGUUGAUGUCUUAAAGGAAAAGGAAACAGAGGCAUUUUUCAAGAAAAUGGCAGGAGUAAGCGAUGGAAAUUCCGAGUUUGAAAAAUUAGCAACUCAAAUUGCUAGCAAAUGUUAUGGGUUGCCAAUGUCCAUAGUUGCAACUGCACGGGCAUUACAAAACCAGAGCCGCUCGGUAUGGGAAGAUGUACACCGACAACUUGAAAGGGGGAAGUUAACCAGAGCGUAUGAGUUUUCUACAAGGUUGAGUUAUGAUCUUUUAGAAGACGAGGAGCUCAAGUUUGCUUUCUUGCUUUGUGCUCGCAUGGGUCCUGAUGCAUUGGUUAUGGACUUGGUCAGAUACUGCAUUGGUUUGGGUUUUCUUCAAGGAAUUUACACAGUAAAGGAAGCUCGAGAUAGGGUUUACACGUUGGUUGGAAAGCUGAAAGCGUCUGGAUUGCUGUCCGACAGUUAUUCAAUUGAACGUUUUACUAUGCAAGAUAUUGUUCGAAGUGCUGCUUUGUCAAUAGCAUCCAAGGAGAAUAAUGUAUUUGCAAUGUCAAAGGGAAAAAUAGAUGAAUGGCCAGAUAGACUUGAAAGGUAUGCUGCUAUUUCCUUGCAUCAUUGUCAUAUCAUUGAGGGGUUUCCCCAAAGAAUGAACUGCCCGAGACUUAAGGUCUUUCAUAUUGACAAUAAUGAUCUACAUCUGGAAAUACCAAAAAACUUUUUCAAGCGAAUGAAAGAACUCAGAGUGUUGAUACUGAGUGGCAUUCGUAUAUCUCCCUUAGAUUCAUCAAUUGAAUCCCUCACAGAACUCAAAAUGCUUUCUUUGGAGCAAUGCAUCAUAGAUAAUAAAUCAUCCGUGAUAGAUAAUGAAUUAUCUGUCAUAGGCAAGUUGACGAAGUUGAGAGUUCUUAGUUUUUCAGGAUCUGAUAUUGAAAAAUUGCCUGUUGAAUUGAAGGAGUUAAAAAAGCUACAAAUUUUUGACAUCAGUAAUUGCUCCAAACUUAGAGAAAUUCCACCAAAUAUAAUAUCAUGUUUUAUUAGUUUGGAAGAGUUGUAUAUGAGAAAUACCUUCAUUCAUUGGGAAGUUAAAGAACAGACUUCUGAAAGUAAACAUGCUAGUCUUUCUGAGUUGAUGCAUUUGGAUCAGUUGACAACUUUAGACAUACAAAUCCCAUAUGCUGUCCAUUUGCCAAAGAACUUGUUCUUUGACGAACUAUACAAUUACAAGAUUGUUAUUGGAGAUUUGAGUGCAAUCUCAGAUAUAGUUUUCAAGAUUCCGGAGAAGUAUGAAACAUCAAAAUUUCUGGCAAUACAGUUAAAGGAUGGCUUUGACAUUCAUUCUCUAAGGGGUAUCAAAAUGUUAUUCGAAAGAGUUGAACAUUUAUUUUUGGGAGAUCUUAAUGGUGUCAUAGAUAUUUUUUACAGGUUGAAUUUGAACGGAUUUCCAUAUCUUAAACAUUUGUUGGUUGUAAAUAAUUCGAAUAUUCAAUCUCUCAUCAAGCCUAAGGAAAGGCCACAUCCUGAGAAGGUUUUUCCUAAAUUGGAGUCACUGUAUCUCGAUAAUCUUGAGAAUCUUGAUAAGGUUUGUUCUUGCAAACUUUCAACACCCUCCUUUGGUAAAUUGAAGGUCAUCAAGAUCAAUCGCUGUAGUAAAUUGCAAACCAUCUUCCUAGCAGCUUUGGUUAACCAUUUGACUCUUCUCGAAACGAUUGAAGUUUCAAGAUGUGAUGGUCUGAAGGAGAUUGUGGAAGUGGAAACACAAAGCAACACUGAGGAUAUUGAGGUUGAGUUUCCUGAGUUACGCUCAUUGGUGCUACAUUCUUUAUCUGAUAAGUUUAUUGGAUUUUAUCCUGAAGAUCCCAGAACUACCAAAAGUCUCUUUAAUGAAAAGGUUGUAGUUUCCAAAUUACAAAGAUUGGAGUUGUCCUCAAUCCAAGUUGACGAAAUAUGGAGUGACCAAUCUUCCCAGAUGUCCUGUUUCCGAAAUUUGACACACUUGGACGUGAAUGGCUGUGGGAACUUAAAGUAUUUGAUUUCAUUUCCGAUGGCCAAGAGUCUAAUAAAUCUUCAAAGCCUUUUUAUAAGUGAAUGUCAGAAGAUGACAACAAUAUUUCCCAAAGGAAAGGGGACUCUUGCUAAUAUUAAGGACAAUAUCUUUUCGAAGUUGAAGAGUAUCAAACUACGUAAUAUGAAGAGUCUGACGGAGAUAUGGAAUUCUGAACCCCCUUUAAAUUCCUUUCACAAACUAAACACCUUGAUCAUCGAGGAGUGUGACAAAUUAGUCAAUGUUAUUCCUUGUUACAUGGAGGGAAUAUUUCAAAGUCUAUGCAACUUGAGGGUUACAAAUUGCAAAUCAAUGAAAGCAGUGUUUGAACUUGAUGCUAGAAAUGGAAAGGAUGGAGAUGCAUCUAACUUGCAAGAUGUUUAUUUAGAAACACUCCCAAAACUUGAGCAGGUAUUGAAAUGGAGCAAAGACCAGAACGGGAUUCUUAAAUUGAACAAUUUGCAAAAGAUGUGGGUUCAUGAUUGUGAAAACUUAGAAAAUAUAUUUCCAGUUUCUGUAGCAAUGUGUCUUGACAAUCUUGAAUACCUUGUGAUAUGGGAUUGCUUUGAAUUGAGGGAAAUUGUUGCCAAGGGAGAUGGUUCCUACAUCAACAAAAACAAUCCUGAUCCAUCAUUUGAGUUUCCUAAACUAACCACCAUCAAAUUUUCAAAACUGCCAAGACUUGCUUGUUUCUACCCAGGAGAUUAUGAAUUAAGUUGUCCAGUAUUGAACGAGCUGUCUAUUGAGCUCUGUGACCGACUGGAACCAUUCAGAAAAGAACUCACAAAUGCACAAAGAAGGCCAACCCUCUUUUCUGGAAAGGUAAUCAAUAAGUUGAAAUCCAUGCAUAUUGAGUCGUGGCAUGCACAGUCAUCAAGCAGUUAUAUGGGGGAAGGGAACCAUCGACAGGACAACUUAGAAGAGCUUUGCUUAUCUAGAUUAAUAAAUCCUGAAAUUCUCUAUUCUUUCCUUUACAGUAAUCCUAAUAUAAAAACACUGUCGUUAGUUAAUUGUUCCUUUACAGAUAUAGUGCCUCUCAAAAUUCCUCCUGAAACUGAAAAUUUGGGGGUUGUCCCAAACCUGAAAAGCUUAAAGUUGACCGACUUACCUAAUCUUGAGAUGAUAGGCUUUGAACGAGACAUAAUUCUUCAAAGGAUAGAGUUCUUCAGUUUAAAGAACUGUCCUUCUUUAGUCAAUAUAAUGCCUUCCUCAGCAUCUUUCACUCACUUGACAGAUUUAGAAGUGGUUAACUGUGAUUCAGUAGAAACAUUAAUGCCACUAUCGGCUGCUAAAAGAUUGGUUCAACUCUACAGAAUGAAGGUAGUCAAAUGCAAAUCUAUGGUUGAAAUUGUAGGAAAUAGAGAAGAAAAUGCAGGGGAACAUGACAUUGUUUUCAGAAAAUUGUAUGUCCUAGAACUUGUGUCACUGAAGAACCUCAAUUGCUUCUCUAAGAGUUGUGCCUUUUGGUUUCCGUCCUUGGAGAAAUUAGUUGUGAGUGGAUGCCCAAAAAUGAAAAGUUUUUCCAAAGAAGUUAAGAGCACCCCAUUUUUGCAAAAAAUAUUUGUCGUGCAUGAAAAGGAGAAGAAGAUAUGGUGUUGGAAAGAUGAUUUAAAUAAAACCAUACAAGAAAUAUUUGAGGAAAAGAAGUUUUUUGAAGGCAUGGAUGAGAUGAGUCUUUCAGAACAUGAUGAUCUACAAAAAGUCUGGUAUUGUGGUCAUGGUGAUAUGAAAAGUUGGUUUGGCAGUUUGAAAACUUUGAAGUUGGAAAACUGUGAAUCUCUAUCAUUUGCAAUUCCUGCUAAAAUUCUUCCUCAUUUGAAGAGCUUAAAAGAAUUGGAAGUAAGGAACUGUAACAAAGUAACAGCAAUUUUUGAAAAGAGUGACAUUCUGGAAACUCCAUUUCAAUUGAAGAAUUUAACCUUGGAAAUGUUAUCGGAGCUGGUGAAUGUGUGGGACAAGAAUUGUAAAGGAAAUCUCAUAUUUCAAAAUCUGCAACAAGUCUAUGUUAGAAAUUGUGAAAAUCUGAAAACGCUAUUUCCAGCAGCCCUAGCCAGAAAUCUUAAAAAGCUUGAGAAACUGAAAAUAGAUUCUUGUAAAAAUUUGCUUGAGAUUAUUGAAAAGGAAACAGAUAAGGCAGAAAAGUUUGUGUUCCCUUGUUUAACAUGGCUAGAUCUUUAUGGCUUGCCAAAACUCACUUACUUUUACCCUGGAAUAUUCACUGUGGAAUGCCCCGAGUUACAUAAAUUGUUAGUGUUGGAUUGUCCUAAGUUGGAGCUUUUUCAUACCACACAUCCACAGGGUGAUAGACAACCCCUUUUUUCAGAUCUCAAGGUCAUUCCUAUCCUAGAGGAGUUAGCAGUUGAUUUGGAACACACUUUGGUAUUAAAAUCACGGUUACAACAACUUACGGUUACGGAAGACCUUAAAUUUUUAAAAAAAGUUAGCAUCUUCUUUGAUAUGAAUGAUAACAACGAGCCCACUUUUUCCAUUGAUAUACUUGAGAAGGCACCCAAUUUACAAGAUCUGAGUAUAGAAUGGUGCGAUAGCCUCAAGAUAUUCCUCACUCAAAACUCAACCAUUAGUGAGCAGUGGAUUCCUGGUCAGUUGAAAAUAUUGACACUGAAUAGAGUAUCUCGGCUCCAAUACAUCAGUUUAGAGAAUUCUUGGUUAGAGACAGUUUGUAAGAAUCUCCACAAAUUGAGUGUUUCUAAUUGUCCUCAUUUGACAAAAUUAUUCCAUUCUCCUUCUGCAAUAUCUUUGUCUUCUUCUGCAAUAUCUUUGUCUCCUGCAAUAUCUUUGUUCAAUCUAAAAGAACUGUAUAUAAGCAAAUGUCAAGAAUUGGAGUAUUUAUUCACAUCCUCAAUUGCAAAAUUGUUAACGCACCUUGAGGAGAUCACAGUCAAGGAAUGUCACAAAAUUAAAGAAAUAGUGGCAAAGGUGCAAGAUGUUCCACCUAGGCAGGAGAUAAAAUUUGAGUGGCUAUACUGCAUAAAUCUAGAUUCAUUAUCAAGCCUUGAAUGUUUUUAUUCAGGCGAUGAUAUUUUAAAGUUGCCGUCUCUGACUCAAGUAGACAUAUGGCAGUGCCCAAAGAUGGAAAAAUUCUGUCAAGGAGACAUAAAUGUGAAAUCCUUAAGAGGAAUUCAAGCUUCGUCUGACUCAAAUGAUGAAUUGUUCGUCCACGAUGAUCUUAACGCCUCAGUUAAAAGUGCAAUUCUACUGCAGAUGCUUUCUAAAGGUAUGGACGACAUCAGUUUUUCAAAACAUCCGGAGCUACAAGAUGCUUGGCAUAAAGGACUUAGUCCGCAAAACAAUUGGUUUUACACUCUGAGAACUUUGAAACUAGACAACUGUGAUUUUAAACAAUAUGCAAUUUCAUCGAAUAUUCUUCUUUGUUUAAAGAACUUAAAAGAGUUGGAAGUAAGGAAUUGCAACAAAGUAAAGGUGAUUUUUGAUAUGAAUGACACCAAUAAUAUGGAAACAUCCCAGUUGAACAAUUUGACUUUGGAAGGGCUAUCAGAGCUAACAAGUGUUUGGGAGAACAAUUGUCAAGGAAUCCUCGUUUUUCAAAAUCUACAACGAGUCAGUGUUAGUAGUUGUAAAAGUAUACAAGCUCUACUUCCUGCGACUCUGGCCAGAAAGCUGACUGUGCUCGAGAAACUUGAAAUAAAAUCUUGUGAUAAAUUGCAAGUAAUUGUUGCAAAGGAGGAGGACGGAACAGGAGAUGUAACAAAAAAGUUUAUGUUCCCUCGAUUACGCUCAUUUUACCUCUAUUACUUGCCAGAGCUCGCUUCCUUUUAUCCUGAAAUGUUCACUGUGGAGUGCCCCAGGUUAAAUAAUUUAUUUGUCAUGGAUUGUCCUAAGCUGGAGCUAUUCCAUAGUGCACAUCACGAGGAUGUGGGUAAAAGUAGUAACACUUCAAUUAAUAGGCAGCCCCUUUUCUCGGAUUCUAAGGCCAUUUCCAUCCUAGAGAGCCUAUUACUCAAUCAGAAACACAUUUCGGGGUUAAGGUUAGGACAACCUAGGGAAAGUCUCAAACAUUUGAAUAGAAUUCACUUGUGCUUUCAUUCUGAUGAGAAUGAGAAUGAGAAGCCUACUUUUCCGUGCGAAAUAUUUGACAUUGCACCCAAUUUACAAGAGAUGAUGUUAGAAUGUUGUGAUCGCCUUGAUAUUUUCCUCACUCCAAACCCUAUAUUUAGUGAACAUGAGCUAAUUGGACACUUGAAAAUACUGGAACUAAACAGAGUCUCUAAGCUUAAGUUCAUCGGAUCAAGGGACUCAUCGUGGUUAAACAAGGUGUGUGAGGAACUCCAGAAGUUAAUUAUUCAGAUAUGUCCUGAUUUGACUACCCUGUUAGAUUCUGAAUCUGCAGUAUCUUUCUCCAAUCUAAAAGAACUGUAUAUAACCGAAUGUCAUGCGUUGGAGUAUCUGUUCACUUCCUCAACAACAAAAAAGUUAAUUCACCUUGAAAAGAUCACAGUUAAGAAAUGUAGAUCAAUGAAAACAGUAGUGGCAAAAGAUGAAGAUGAAGAAGCUCCACAAGGGGUUGAAUUUAAGUUGCUAUGCUGCAUAAAUUUAAUUUCUUUAUCAAUAUUGGAUUGUUUUUAUCCAGGCAAUGACAUAUUGCAGUUACCAUCACUUGCUCAAGUGCACAUAUGGCGUUGCCCAAAGAUGGAAGUUUUCUCCCAUGGAGAGAUAUACGCGAAUUCUUUUAGAGGAAUUCAGGUUUCGCCUAACUUGAAGAGUGAAUCCAUCUUCUUCUUCAAAGAUCUUAACAGUUCAACAAAAAUGCUGAAUGAAAUUCAGAUUAGGGUGGACCAUACUUUGUCGAAGGAACAGAAUAUGCAGAAAUUUAUAAUAAAGGGAAAAUUGUUAUCAUUUGUUGGUACUAGCAACACUCGCGUGCAAACAUUAGCUCUCUCAUUGGAUGAAAAGCCUGUUUGUUCCACUAUUUUGGAUAUGGGGAGACUUCCUAUUUUUAAAAAACUAGGGGCAAAUAUUUUUAAACCAAAGCGCACACGUUUUUCAUCCAAUAAGAGAGUUGAUAUUGAAAAGAGAGUGUUAAAAUGAGUAUUGUUACCACUAUUACUUUCAAAUAUGGUGCAAAGGAGGUGUGGGAAAUGCAUAUGAAAAUACUGUAAAAAAGAGAAAGAACUGAAAAUAAAAAGGGUUUAGAAAGAAGUUUAAAACCCGGCAUGGGGUGAUUUUGGAUAGAAUCACGCUUAAGUUUGUCGAGGAAGAAGAAAAUAGUGAUGUCAAAAACUUAAGAUGAGAAGGAAGAAGAGGCUUGAUUCUUGGAGGAUCAAAUUUGCUUGUAUCUGUUAUCUUUUAUGUAAUGUAAUGUAAUGCCACUAUUUUGGAGUGAGAAAGGUUUAUUUUUAUAUAUGUUGAUGUUGAUUCAAAGAUGUUUUGUUGUUUUGUAUAAAGAUAUCAGUUAACUGUG
Molecule: messenger RNA, 9259 nt
Organism: Trifolium pratense (red clover)
Lineage: Eukaryota; Viridiplantae; Streptophyta; Magnoliopsida; Fabales; Fabaceae
Exons: 11
Coding region: 580-8886 (2768 amino acids)
Molecular function (GO): ATP hydrolysis activity; ADP binding
Source: RefSeq, a predicted model, not a curated record